Rhododendron vialii is the source of this 537-nucleotide messenger RNA. RefSeq names its product pyruvate dehydrogenase E1 component subunit beta-3, chloroplastic-like. The coding region runs from base 1 to 537 and encodes 178 amino acids. The transcript is spliced from 4 exons. The record is from RefSeq and is a predicted model, not a curated record. Gene Ontology annotation, molecular function: pyruvate dehydrogenase (acetyl-transferring) activity. Gene Ontology annotation, biological process: pyruvate decarboxylation to acetyl-CoA. NCBI's taxonomy places the organism in Eukaryota, Viridiplantae, Streptophyta, Magnoliopsida, Ericales, Ericaceae.
AUGACUUAUAUGUAUAUUUGUACUCUCAAAAGGUACACAGUUAAGUACUCCCUAUCGGAGAGGAAGACAAUCUGUUGUGCUAUAAGAUCUGAUGGGAGGUUGUACUCUGUUUCGAGUCCCAGAGGUCGGAAAGCCGAGCCAUUGAUUGCCAAUGCUAUUGCAACAAAAGCUGAGAGUUCAACGGCGUUAGCGGCAUCCAAACCUGGGCAUGAGCUUUUAUUGUAUGAAGCCCUCCUUGAAGGCCUGGAGGAAGAAAUGGAAAGAGAUCCCACCGUGUGUGUAGUGGGUGAAGAUGUGGGUCAUUAUGGAGGGUCAUACAAGGUGACCAAAACCCUGGCUGAUAAGUAUGGCGAUCUCCACAUCUACGAAUGUAAAGAGAGCAAAAGCGGGAUGUGGGUAAAACUUGACCAAAACAUACUCAAACGUCGUGAAUUCCACCUUAGUCCAUUCAUGCAAGUUGCAGUAUACAAAAUUUGUGUUAACGAACUCUUACGAAUAAUAUUCAUGAGCAUGAGCCAAGUUGGUUUAAUCCACUAA